AUGCCUUCAACAAAUUCACGAAAACAAGAAGACCUUGGACAAGUCUUUGCACAACAUCCAGGGCCCUCGUCGUCUCUGCAACUUAGGAAAAGAAUGCCCAGGCCGCUCGCCGUGCUCUGCCUGGUGGCCGUGGGCGCCGUGGGCGUGAGCGCCAGCGCCUCCAGCCCCGACCCCAGCCCCGGCCCGGCCCUCGUCCGGCCUCAGCGCGACGACGACUUCUCCUUCGAAAUCGAGGACGAGCUCCUCCUCGGCGGCAUUGACUUGGGCGGUGGUCUACUGGGCUUCCGACCCGGGUCCGUGCGACUGGGCCACGGCUUCCAGGCUAAUCAGGCGGGCCAGUCGGUCAGCUACCAGGCUACUCAGGCAAGCCAGACGGUUAGCUUCCAGGCUACUUCGGGGGGGCGGCCGGUCGGGUUCCAGGGUAAUCAGGGGAGUCGAUUCCCAUCUACGGGAAGUGGAGGUGGAUUCCCGUCAGGAAGUGGAUCCCUGUCUGGAGGAGGUGGAUUCCCGUCAGGUGGAGGUGGAUUCCCGUCAGGAGGAAGUGGAUCCUUGUCUGGAGCAGGUGGAUUCCCGUCAGGAAGUGGAUCCCUGUCUGGAGCAGGUGGAUUCCCGUCCGGUGGAGGUGGAUUCCCGUCAGGAGGAAGUGGAUUCCCGUCAGGAAGUGGAUCCCCGUCUGGAGCAGGUGGAUUCCCGUCCGGUGGAGGUGGAUUCCCGUCAGGAGGAAGUGGAUACCCGUCAGGAAGUGGAUCCCUGUCUGGAGCAGGUGGAUUCCCAUCAAGUGGAAGUGGAUCCCUGUCUGGGGCAGGUGGAUUCCCGCCAGGAGAUGGAUUCCCGUCAGGUGGAAGUGGAUCCCUGUCUGGAGGAGGUGGAUUCCCGCCAGGUGGAAGUGGAUCCCUGUCUGGAGCAGGUGGAUUCCCAUCAAGUGGAAGUGGAUCCCUGUCUGGGGCAGGUGGAGUCCCAUCAAGUGGAAGUGGAUCUCUGUCUGGAGCAGGUGGAUUCCCAUCAAGUGGAAGUGGAUCCCUGUCUGGAGCAGGUGGAUUCCCGCCAGGAGAUGGAUUCCCGCCAGGUGGAAGUGGAUCCCUGUCUGGGGCAGGUGGAUUCCCGCCAGGAGAUGGAUUCUCGUCAGGAGGAAGUGGAUCCCUGUCUGGAGGAGGUGGAUUCCCGCCAAGUGGAAGUGGAUCCCUGUCUGGAGCAGGUGGAUUCCCGCCAGGAGAUGGAUUCCCGUCAGGUGGAAGUGGAUUCCCUUCAAGUGGAGGUGGAUUCCCGUCAGGAGAUGGAUCCCUGUCUGGAGCAGGUGGAUUCCCAUCAAGUGGAAGUGGAUUCCCGUCAGGAAGUGGAUCCCUGUCUGGAGGAAGUGGAUCCUUGUCUGGAGCAGGUGGAUUCCCAUCAGGAGGAAGUGGAUUCCCGCCAGGAGAUGGAUUCCCGCCAGGUGGAAGUGGAUCCCUGUCUGGAGCAGGUGGAUUCCCGCCAGGAGAUGGAUUCUCGUCAGGAGGAAGUGGAUCCCUGUCUGGAGGAGGUGGAUUCCCGUCAGGCGGAGGUGGAUUCCCGUCAGGAAGUGGAUCCCUGUCUGGAGCAGGUGGAUUCCCGCCAGGUGGAAGUGGAUCCCUGUCUGGAGCAGGUGGAUUCCCGCCAGGUGGAAGUGGAUCCCUGUCUGGAGCAGGUGGAUUCCCGCCAGGUGGAAGUGGAUCCCUGUCUGGAGCAGGUGGAUUCUCGUCAGGUGGAAGUGGAUUCCCAUCUGGAGGAAGUGGAAGCUCGGCUGGAAAAGAUGGAUUCCCUGGAGGACGUAGUCGGUCGUCUGGCAGUGGCUGAUCCUCCUCUGGAAAGACACUCAAGUUGGCUAUUAAAAAUAUUCACUUUAUUUGUGACCUGACAGGCUUCUGUUCAUUAAAGUCUAUU
Molecule: messenger RNA, 1896 nt
Organism: Penaeus indicus
Lineage: Eukaryota; Metazoa; Arthropoda; Malacostraca; Decapoda; Penaeidae
Product: loricrin-like
Exons: 4
Coding region: 1-1809 (602 amino acids)
Source: RefSeq, a predicted model, not a curated record